Molecule: messenger RNA, 2721 nt
Organism: Aspergillus nidulans FGSC A4
Lineage: Eukaryota; Fungi; Ascomycota; Eurotiomycetes; Eurotiales; Aspergillaceae
Gene: drs1
Product: putative ATP-dependent RNA helicase DRS1
Exons: 2
Coding region: 117-2561 (814 amino acids)
Biological process (GO): rRNA processing; ribosomal large subunit assembly
Cellular component (GO): preribosome, large subunit precursor; nucleus
Molecular function (GO): RNA helicase activity; nucleic acid binding; hydrolase activity
Source: RefSeq, a predicted model, not a curated record
CGGGGAUAGAAGGAUCAAAGAGGCUUUGAAUCGCGAAUUCGGUUAAAUUUCUGCCGUAUUCAAGGUCGUGGAAAGCCAGAGAGAAGAAGCUUGGCUGCCCUAAUUCCCUCAUCGAAAUGGCGCCUAUCACGAAACAGCGCCCGUCCGCGAAAGACGACGAUUUCGUCCUAACAUUAUCCGACGAUGAGAAUGACCGAUUUGACGAGCCCCAGGAUGAAGACGCUACUUCUAUGUCCUCAAGCAAAAAGCGCAAAAGGGAGGCUGGUGAGAAUGCUGCGCCGACAAACAAGAAGAUGAAGCAGCAGCAACAUGGAAAGCAACAAAAAGGGAAGAAGGGGAAGCAGGCGUCAAUGGAGAAGGAGGCUAGAUCCGAUGAUGAAGAGGAAGAAGAACAAGACGCGGGCGAGGACGACGGCGCGCUAGACUCAGAGUUUGAGUUUGAUGUUGGGGCUGUGGUGAACCAGGUUGUGGAGUUUGAUGGUUGGGGUGGAAAUGGGGAAGAUGGAGAGAAGAAGAACGGAAAUAAGAAGGCGGUUGAUAUUGACGAUAUCAUUGAGCGGAGAAGGGAAAAAAGGGAGAAAAAGGCCGAGAAGGAGAAGAAGAAGAAGCACUUGGAUGAGUGUGAAGACGAGAAGGAUGAGGACGAGGAUGAUGCCAUGUCUGUUGACUUCGGGGAUGAUGAGCUGCUUGCUAAAGAUGGGUUUGGGAUGGGUGCUGAUGGGGUAGAUGAAGAGGAGGAGGAAGAAGAAGAAGAAGAAGAAGAAGAAGAAACUGAAGGGAAUGAUGAGUCUGAUGACGAGGAUGAAGAGGAAGGGGAGGACGAUGAUGACGAUGCUGCAUCAGACAGUGAUUCUGUCGCUACACCCGUUCACCAUCCCGACGAUGAAGCCUCUGAGCCUGACUCAGACGCCGAGAGUGAAGUGGACGCAGAGGAAGAAGCCAAGCGCAAAGCGUUCUUUGCCCCGGAGGAAAAGACAGACGAAGACGCCGCGACGAACAGCGCAAAGCGCUCGUUUCAAGAAUUUAACCUCUCCCGUCCUAUUCUGCGUGGUUUGGCAGCCGUCAACUUUACAAAUCCCACUCCUAUCCAGCAAAAGACGAUUCCUGUGGCCUUGCUCGGAAAGGAUAUCGUCGGUAGUGCCGUGACCGGUUCAGGAAAGACGGCCGCCUUCGUGGUGCCCAUCCUCGAACGUCUGCUCUUCCGACCCCGAAAAGUGCCUACCAGCCGCGUUGCUAUUCUCAUGCCCACCCGUGAAUUGGCUGUGCAGUGCUACAAUGUCGCUACGAAACUUGCUACCUACACUGAUAUCACAUUCUGUCAGCUUGUCGGAGGUUUCAGUCUUCGCGAGCAAGAAAACGUUCUCAAGAAGCGGCCGGACGUGAUCAUUGCCACUCCCGGUCGUUUCAUCGACCACAUGCGCAACUCCGCAAGCUUCACCGUUGAUACGCUUGAGAUUUUAGUCCUUGAUGAAGCUGACCGUAUGUUGGAAGAUGGAUUCGCAGACGAGUUAAAUGAGAUUCUCACCACUAUUCCCAAAUCGCGUCAGACAAUGCUUUUCUCCGCGACCAUGACUGAUUCCGUUGACAAGCUUAUCCGCGUCGGACUGAACCGUCCGGUCCGGCUGAUGGUCGAUACGAAGAAGAACACCGCUGUGACUCUCGUUCAGGAGUUCGUGCGUCUACGACCCGGCCGUGAGGAUAAGCGACUGGGCUAUCUCCUCCAUCUGUGCAAGGAGGUCUACACAGGACGAGUGAUUGUUUUCUUCCGCCAAAAGAAAGAAGCGCAUCGGGUGCGCAUUGUAUUUGGACUCCUUGGGCUUAAAGCCGCAGAGCUUCACGGUAGCAUGAGCCAAGAACAGCGAAUCAAAAGCGUCGAGAGUUUCCGAGACGGAAAUGUGAACUUCCUUCUUGCCACAGAUCUCGCCUCUCGUGGUCUCGAUAUCAAAGGCGUCGAAACUGUCAUCAACUACGAAGCCCCGCAAAGCCACGAAAUUUACGUCCACCGUGUCGGUCGAACAGCGCGUGCCGGUCGUUCCGGUCGCGCCUGUACCAUCGCAGCUGAACCAGACCGCAAGGUUGUCAAGGCAGCUGUUAAGGCUGGUAAAGCACAAGGCGCCAAGAUUGUCAGCCGCGUAGUUGACCCGUCUGUCGCUGACGACUGGGCCUCCAAAGCGAAAGACAUGGAGGAGGAGAUUGACGCUGUGCUGGAAGAGGAGAAGCUGGAGAAGCAGCUUGCGCAGGCGGAGAUGCAGGUGACGAAGGGCGAGAACCUGAUUAAGCACGAGGCGGAGAUCAAGUCGAGGCCAAAGCGUACGUGGUUUGAGACAGAGAGAGAGAAGCGUGUUGCGAAGAAGAUCGGGGCCGCGGAGUUGAAUGGUCCCAGCAAAAAGGAGAAGGUUAAGCUGAGUAAUAAAGAUAAGAAGCGGUUGGAUGCUGCGAAGUUGAGGCAGGAGGAGGGAUUGGGGAGGAAGAAGAGUAAGGCGGAGCGUGAAGAUCCCAGGGCUGGCAAGGCGAAGCUGGGGAAGGGCAAAGGUAAAGGCAAAGGGAAGGGGAAGAAAUAAUCCAUUGUAUAGACUUCGUAAAUAGACAUGGCUGCUUGAUUAUACCGCCUUGUUUUGUUUCUUGUAAUUAAGCUAGGGCUCUGUCUGUGCAUUAAAGUGUCGGCCGCAGUCCGCCUAUCUCGUGCAGCUGGGCUACUCCAACAUCGACUUCAUAACUACC